CCACCUGGCUGGCUGUGGAUGCUGAGAUCUGGUACCCUCCUGGCUGGCUGUGGAUGCUGAGAGCUGGUACCCACCUGGCUGGCUGUGGAUGCUGAGAGCUGGUACCCACCUGGCUGGCUGUGGAUGCUGAGAGCUGGUACCCACCUGGCUGGCUGUGGAUGCUGAGAGCUGGUACCCACCUGGCUGGCUGUGGAUGCUGAGAGCUGGUACCCACCUGGCUGGCUGUGGAUGCUGAGAGCUGGUACCCACCGGGCUGGCUGUGGAUGCUGAGAGCUGGUGCCCACCGGGCUGGCUGUGGAUGCUGAGAGCUGAGACCUGGAUACUAGGACUUGCAGUAAAGGAGCUGGAUUUUAAGACUUGGCGUGAGGGAGCUGGAUACUAAGACUUGGAGUGAGGGAGCUGGAUACUAAGACGUGGAGUGAGGGAGUUGGAUACUGGGACUUGGAGUGUUAAACUGGAUACUGGGAUUUGGAGUGUUAAACUGGAUACUGGGACUUGGAGUGAGGGAAUUGGAUACUGGGACUUGGCGUGUGGAGAGGUGGUGUGGAUCUGCGUUUCACCCACUGGAUCUCCCUAUUAGAGCACUGGAUCUCCCUAUUAGUUGUCCUUCCAUGGAUCUCUCUUUACCUGUAAUACAGCUGCUCUCAUCUUGAUCCUGCACUCCAAUGUAUCGUUAUCUCCUGCACCCCUUGAGCCCUCACUGACCCCUGCACUCACCAUUUAGCUACAGGUCCCCUUAGCUCACUAACCCAGCACCCCUUGAUCACACUAACCCAGCACCCCCUGAUCUCACUUCCCAGCACCCCCUGAUCACACUAACCCAGCCCACCCCCUGAUCUCACUAACCCAGCACCCCCUGAUCUCACUAACCCAGCACCCCCUGAUCACACUAACCCAGCCCCCCCCGAUCACACUAGCCCUGCACCCCCUGAUCUCACUAACCCUGCACCCCCUGAUCUCACUAGCCCUGCUGAUCUCACUAACCCUGCACCCCCUGAUCUCACUAACCCUGCACCCCCUGAUCUCACUAGCCCUGCACCCCCUGAUCUCACUAACCCUGCACCCCCUGAUCUCACUAGCCCUGCACCCCCUGAUCUCACUAACCCUGCACCCCCUGAUCUCACUAGCCCUGCACCCCCUGAUCUCACUAACCCUGCACCCCCUGAUCUCACUAGCCCUGCACCCCCUGAUCUCACUAACCCUGCACCCCCUGAUCUCACUAGCCCUGCACCCUUAUAUCUCUAACCCCUGCACCCUAAUUAUCCCUCGAGCUCAUGCACCCCUUAUCUCUGUAUUAACUCCACCCUCAUCUCUCUAGCUCCAGCACCCUAAUUAUCCCUUUAACCUCUGCACCCUUUACCUGUCUCUGUGAGCUCCCUGAUAUUAAUCAUGGCUCUUUAUCACUGUCCCCCCAAUUCACCCUCCCUGUCAUUCAUUCCCCCUCUGUGAGCUCCUGACAAGCAUCCUUCACCCAGUCCAUCUUAUUAGCAGCUUACAUUGGCUUUCCUCAUAUGCCACAUAUUCUUCCUUUUAUUGUGAUGAUGCUGGAUUUUUUAGCAGCCUCCAUUAACCCUCUCUCCUGAUCCUCUCCAUCCUUUCUAUCUGUCCAUCAGCCAUCACUGGCUGCCUCUCUUCUAUCAUACCAUACUCAGAGCCCUCUCCCCAAUACUCUUCUAAUAUCCAAGCCACCCUAGCCCCCAAUACUUCUAUCAUAUCCCAGACCCCUCCCCAAUACUUCUAUCAUAUCCCAGACCCUCUCCCCAAUACCUCUAUCAUAUCCCAGACCCCCUCCCCAAUACCUCUAUCAUAUCCUAGCCCCCCUCCCUAAUAUCACUAUCAUAUCUCAGACCCCCUCCUUCCCAAUACUCUACUAAUAUUCCAGCCCCUCUCCCCAAUAUCUCUAUCAUAUCCCAGCCCCUCUCCCCAAUAUCUCUAUCAUAUCCCAGACCCCCUCCCCAAUACCUCUAUCAUAUCCCAGAUCCCCCAAUACAUCUAUCAUAUCCCAGACCCCCAAUACCUCUAUCAUAUCCCAGACCCCAUUCCUCUGUCAUAUCCCAAACACCCCAUUCAUUACGUCUGUCACAUCUGAGUGACCUCCUGUUACCCCUUGCUCUCCCCAUUAUCUUUCUGACAUCAUUCAGCCCCCUCAUUGUUUGUGUUUUGUUAGCUUGUUGUCCCAUCACCCCACGUGCAUGCAGCCCUCUCUCUUAUUUCAUAGUAAGGGGCUAUAGGGCUGCAUGUGAGCGUGAGUAUCCAGGCUGUGAGUGCUCCUCACAUUGCUAUAUCAGGCACUCAGCACACCUGGGGUAUAUGGACAGGAGCUCCCUACUACGGCUCAUCCAGGGGCAGGUGAGACAUGUCAUCAGGAGAGAGAGGGGUGUGCGUGUGUGUGAUACUCUGUGUGUGUGUGAUACUCUGUGUGUAAGUGACACAGUAGAAGUGAUAACAGUAUGAGAAAGAGAGAUAUACUGUGUAUAUAUGUGUAUGAAGCAGACGGAGAGUGUGUGUGUGUGAGAGAGGAGUUACUGUGUGUGUGUGUGUGUGGAGAGAGAGUUACUGUGUGUACAUUUGUGUGUAUGUUAGAGAGAGUUACUGUGAGUAUAUAUAUGUGUGUGUGUGAUGGAGAGAGACUCUGUGUAUAUUUGUGUGUGUGAUGGAGAGAGACUAUGUGUGUGUGUGUGUAUGUGUGUGUAAUGGAGAGAGACUGUGUAUUUGUGUGUGUGAGGGAGAGAGACUGUGUGUAUAUUUGUGUGUGUGUGAUGGAGAGUGACUGUGUGUAGGUGUGUGUGUGUGUGUGUGUAAUGGAAAGAGACUGUGUGUAUAAUUGUGUGUGUGUGAGGGAGACAGUGUGUAUAUGUAUGUGUGUGAGGGAGAGAGACAAUGUGUAUAUGUGUGUCUGUGCUUCUAUGUGUGUGUGACAGGGGGCUAUACUGCGUGUGUAUAUGUGUUUAUGCGUGUGCUUGUGUAUAUGUGUAAGACUGAAUUGUGAGUUAUACUUUUGUAUGUGUGUGAAGGAGAGAUACUGUGCAUAUAUGUGUGUGAGAAGGGAGAUACUGUGUGUAUAUGAGUGUAAGAAGGAGCAAUUAUGUAUGUAUAAAAUAGAUAUUCUGUGAAAAAAAGACAGUGUGUGUGUGAGACAGAGAGACAGUGUGUGUGUGAGAGAGAUGCUGUGUGUGUCUGAGAGCAAACACUGUGUGUGUGUGUGUAAGAGAGAGAGAGAGACACACACAGACAGACAGUGCGUGUGCGCGUGUAAUAUUAUGUGUAUGUGAAAACUUCUAGAUGUACUUUGGCAAGGCAUAUGUCUAAUUUGUUGUGCCAAAACAGCUGAUUUGAUCUCCAAGUGUAUGAAAUAUAAUACACUUGGAGAUUUUAAUAUAUAAUACACUAUAAGAGAUUUGUUUGUAUGUAUAUGUUUGUGAGAGAAAGGCUGUGUGUGUGAGUGAACAAGAUACAAUGUGUGUGUACGUGUGAGAGAAUGUGCUUGUAUGUGAGUAAAUUCAAAAUUAAUAUAAAAUUUCAAGCUAAAUUAGCAAUUAAAAAACAUUCUCCAAGUGAGCUAUCUUUUCAGUUCAGCUAUUUAGCUAAGAUAAAAUCUCACUUUCAAUUCCUUACAUCCACAUGUGUGAUAGACAGAGACUGUGUAUGUAAAUUGGUGAAUAUCACUUAAAUACAGGGAUUAUAGAGAUAACUGUUAGUAGACGGAUAUGAGGGAGAAAUGUAGCUAGAAAGGAGAUAAACAAAGUGUAAGCGAAUGAAUUCUCACGUUGCAUGUGAAUGAAUAGAUAAACAAUAUAAGUUGAAUGAAUGAAUAUGUUAGAGAGAGGCAUGGACAUAUGAAGUUGAGUGAAUCUAAAUGAAUGGGUGGGAGAAACAGGUCAGUGAAUGGAUGGGAGAAGAAUAAAUGAAUGCUUGAUUGAAAAAAAAAAUGUGAGCGAUUGAAUGGAUGAGAUUGAGAAAAGCGAGUCUGUGGAUAAAUGAGAAUGAGCGAUGCUGCGAGAGGAACAAGGGUGAUGGCUGGUUGAGAGUAGUGUGAGUUAAUAGACGAGAAAGGAUAGUUUGAGGGGAUAGAUGAAAGGGAGAGGAAUGAUCAUCGAAGCAAGAAAAAUGUGUGAGGAUAUGCACGAAUGAAUGACAUGAGAUAAUGAAUUAAAAAUACUUGCAAAUUUUUUUUUAAUAAAAGUUACAUUAAAGAAAAAAAAUCUAACCUGUUAUACUGUUAAUCAGAGCACUGUUAAACGUGCCUGCCUAGAGUUGCAAUCAGUAGUGUCUCAUACUGGUCUGUGCGGACUGAUCUUAUCCCAUAAAUCUCAAAGUAUGGCAGAGGUUUAUGGGAUAGGUCAUAGUAUGAUUGGGACCGCUAUUUAACCCCUUAAGGACACAUGAAAUGUGUGACAUGUCAUGAUUCCCUUUUAUUCCAGAAGUUUAAGGGGUUAAAGUGAUGGUUCCCAUGCUGUGACUGCUAGCAAUGUAUACACAACAUGGACUGCACAUGCACAGUCUGUGAUCGGUGACGGGAGAGAUGGGAGAGAUCACACAUGCACAGUCCAUGACCGGUGACGGGAGAGAUGGGAGAGAUCGCACAUGCACAGUCCGUGACUGAUGGGGGGAGAGAAUAUAAAGGUUGCGCAUGCACAGUGCACAACAGGGAGGGGAGAGAGCGCCUCCCCCAUUGUUUUUGUGUCAUGCACAGAAUGCCUGGGCCAGAUGGAAAAUAUUGAUAUGAGCAACCCAGAACCAGGUGUUUCGGGUGCCUGAUUGAUAGUGCUUUUGAAAGUGUGCCAUUAUAACCUACUGUGAGCAAUGAGAGUGGGCUCUGUGAGCUCUGAGCACCCUGUACCUUGCAGGAAUGCAACACGCUUACAGCGAAGUACGAGACAAUUAAAGGGACACUCCACUGCAUGCAUGCAUUUAUUAUGCAAUUUUACAUUGGGGGUAUUCCUAAAAACAGCUUGCAAAAGUUGCAGUUCUGUUGUCUGCAGCCUUUUCGAACCCUCUCCCUUCAACCAGCUAAAGUGGUUUAAUGGUCCGGAGUGUCCCUUUAAGUGGAUGAAUUAAUGCAUCAGGUGAGAAUGAAUGGACGAGGCAGGGCUGAUGCAUCUUUGCAGACAAAUUGUGGAGGAUGCUUUUCGAGGAAAUAAAGGCCAGGAAAUGAACUAUAAAUGGAGUGAAUGUGAAAGGAAACUGGUGGGUGUUCAGUGAACGCGUGGAACUUCUUAAAGGAGUGAGUGGGAGAGACUGAAAAUAAUAAAACAGAACUGGAUGCCACUAAUCGCACCGGAAAAUGACUGUGUCGGUGAAAUAAACACAGAGUAAAACAAAACGUGUACAGAUUUCUCCAAAUGAUCGUCGUCUCCUGCGAACCCCUUGUUAUUUAUUAGUAGUUUCUGCAGGUACUAUUAAUCGGGUCGGGGGGAACAAAGGUGGAACCUCUAUCCCAGCUACUUACAACACCCACGAUGCUUUGCCUGCCUAACAAACAGACAAAGAAUCAUGGUAGAUGUAGUUCAUGAAAAGCUGGGGGGCAUCUAACUUUUUACCACAUGUCCUAGAUCUGUCCGAGAGGUUGACUUAAAGAAUAAUUUUCACUAUGGAAGAUUAUUCAGCUAAUUACACUGCAUUUCAAUAUGUAUUUCUCCGUUAGCCCUGCUCGUCUUGUUACAAUUUCGUUCUCUGUCGGUUUUAUUAAACACUUAUUCGUCAUUUCUUGCAGCUCGACCCAGAGAAUACGGGUUUUGUUUGUGCAGAAACAUUCGCCACCCUGGUCAAUAACCAUGAGCUGCCCCUGGACCCUGCCAAGCUGGAGAUGUUAUUUGCCCUCUCACAGGGCAAUGAAGAGGGGCAGAUCUGUUACCCCCAACUGGUGGACCUGGUGAGUAAAAAUCCUUGAAUUACUGGACAGCCCCCCUCUAAGCAGAACUAUUUAUGGGACGUAUUGGUGGUACCACUAACACAGCUCCCAACAUUUCACCAGGAGAAAGAGGGACACUUUAAUUUAGUGGGGUGUGGAUGUGGCAAGAGCUGAGAAAUUGUAAAUGACAUGCUAUUCAGUAUUUAUGGAACUAAAAUUUAAUUUAGAACUAGAACAAUGUAUCUUAUUUACACAGACUGUUUUCUAAACAUUGUAGUUUGCAGACACAUUACUGGGAAUAUUAUUGCUGUGGAGCUCUGUUAUACACUCAUACACAUUACUGGGAAUAUUAUUGCUGUGGAGCUCUGUUAUACACUCAGACACAUUACUGGGAGUAUUAUUGCUGUGGAGCUCUGUUAUACACUCAGACACAUUACUGGGAGUAUUAUUGCUGUGGAGCUCUGUUAUACACUCAGACACAUUACUGGGAGUAUUAUUGCUGUGGAGCUCUGUUAUACACUCAGACACAUUACUGGGAGUAUUAUUGCUGUGGAGCUCUGUUAUACACUCAGACACAUUACUGGGAGUAUUAUUGCUGUGGAGCUCUGUUAUACACUCAGACACAUUACUGGGAGUAUUAUAUACACUCAGACACAUUACUGGAGUAUUAUUGCUGUGGAGCUCUGUUAUACACUCAGACACAUUACUGGGAGUAUUAUUGCUGUGGAGCUCUGUUAUACACUCAGACACAUUACUGGGAGUAUUAUUGCUGUGGAGCUCUGUUAUACACUCAGACACGUUACUGGCAGUAUUAUUGCUGUGGAGCUCUGUUAUACACUCAGGCACAGCAACAAUAUGGAGCUCCUAGAAACAAGGGGAAUUAGGAUAGAAAAAAGGCCCAAAAUAGGGAAUGUCCUUCUAAAUAGAGACACCUGGUAGGUAUGCACCAGGAAAGGAAUUUCAAACUCUGGUCCCCAAAUGCGUUAAUGGCCUACAACUCCUAAAAUUCUUUGGAAGGAAUAGAUAGUCAGAGAAUUCUGGGAUUUGUAGUUCAGCAUCAUCGGGGGGAGGACACAAUUUGAUAGGCACUAGGACAUCUAACUUAGAGUCCAUACAGUAACAUACAGUAUACAGUAACAACCUGAAAUCCUUCACAGUUAAACCAUACAGCCCAACCUUGAGAACUUUCCUUGGUGUUAGGUUUACGUCCUAAUGUUACCAUUGUUAUAUAAAUGUGUGGCUCUCAUUUGGAGCUACAGUACACCAUCAACACAUCUAAAAUGGUCUCUCGACCACCUGACCAGACAUUCAGAGAUUUAAUUGUAUCUACGAGUGGCCAACAGGGACAGACUCAUACAGAUGCUGGUGAGUUGGCAGAAGAUGAACAGUUGUUUAUUUUAUCAAUAUUCAGGGUUCCUCAGGUGUGCGUGUAGCACAGAACUCUCCUUGGGGGUUGUCCGAUAUGUUUGAUAUCGCUAACCCUGAUACCAAAAGCUUUCAGUAAUCUCUGCAUCUUUUGAAGAACAUCUGCUAUAGGAUUCCUUUGUUCUGCUUCUGCCUUUACUCAACAUGAGUCAGACAGCUUCGGGUUCUGGACAAACAUAGCUUCUGGGCUAUCUUUCAAUUUUAAUAAACAAAGCAGAGCUUUAUGAAGGUUCUUGUAUCGAGUCCCAAAUCGUGAUAAAAUUAUGUGUAAAACAUGGGGAAAUUGGUUCUCCUACAUUAUUCCUAAAUUGUUACCAAUAAAUCAAGCAUUUCAUGCUUUUAGUAAUCUCAGCUCUAUGCUGGAGUACGUGAAUAUUUUUUUAAAUGUCUAUACUGUAGACAAAGAAUGUAAGAGCUUAUCGACUGUUGUGUUUGUACUUUAAGGUACGUCCGGUGGGAUAGAUUUUGGUAAUGUAAGCAAAUAGGGUUAUUUACCAAGUUGAGAAUUGUUGGGCAUUCAAAGUAAAUUCUAAAUUAAUUUCAUAAACGGGAGCUGAAUUUGAAGCAUAGCUGAUACAGAGAAUUUUUCCAAUUCAACUACUUUACUUUUAAAUGAGAAUUGGGAAUUUUCACUUUUGUAAAUAACUCUGUAAGUGUAUAUAAAAUAUGUCUCUCAUUUAAAUGCUAUAAAGCUGUUGUAAAAAAUAUUACACUGGCAAAUUUUAAAUAUCUUAUGCAUAAAUAUUAUAAGACUUGUAACAUUUUCUGCAAUGCCUUUUGCUGCCGUCUGGUCUUGCUAUAUUAGAGACAGAUUUGGACUUCCAAUUUUUUAAAACUUUAUUACAUUUAAUGAAGCAUAAUGAUAUUUUUUUAAUUAUGCAUAUAAAUUUUUUUUUUUGAAAACAUCAAUUGUUGGCUGAGCGGCCAUGUUGGAUCAGACAUGACUGUGAUCUCACUAACUGCUACUCAACGCAGCAUUCACGUUAGGCUGAGCAACAGUUGGUCGGAUAACCGUAGAGUCUGACCCAAAAUGGCCGCUCAGCCAGAUAAAAAAUAAAUUAAAAAAAAUUUAAAUUUAAAAAAAAUAAUUGAAUAUACAUCGUAAAAAAAUAUUUAAAAAUAAAUAAGCUUUAAUUAAUGUAAUAAUCUUUUAAAUAACGAGGAGUGAAAAUGUAACUUAAAAUUAACGUUUAUGUAAGCUAGGAUGUACGUGUUGUCUCUUUUUAACAUUUUAGCUAUUUAUGUUUAUUAUUUAAAGGGAAAAAAAUGACUAAUGCAUUUCUAUAAAUAACUUUCAUUUGUAUGUCAUGGCAUUUAAAGCAAGGUACUUGCUUUAGGCUAGUGCUUAAUAUUUAAUUGGCUUGUUAUAAAAUGGUGCAUUGUAUGGCUUUGUGAAGAUAUUUCCGGACUGGAUUUGCUGAAACGUAAUACUCAGGACCUGGGUCAGUUCAUGGAUUUGUUUAGAAAGCUAAACAUAGAGUAGGGGGGAAAAUGCAUUUGGGAUAUGGAGCGUAAGAAGUUAAAUUCGCUGUGAUCCAUUGGGUAGUGAGAAUUUAAUCUCCUUCCUUCUCCUGUCCCUUUUUAUUACUCUUGCAAUCUUCAAGGCUACUGAUAUACGAAUAUUCCCGUGGUUGUCUAACACUUACACAGCUCCCACCCUGUAAUGCUGUUUAUGCACCUCUGUCAUUUUUGUGCUUAAGUCACCAGGAUAUUUUACAUGCGGCCGACAGACGGAGCCCACGCAUCGUGGCAUUAUAACAGGAUUAGUAGGACACUUUGUCAAGUGCCUGUGUGAGGACGCCUAGUUAAACUGCUUUAGGCAGGAAUCCUGUUAAGAUCUCUUAGGAAAGCGCAUACUAAUGUUUUCUGUUUGAGCUGUUUGCCUGGGAGCCAUUUCUAUGUAGACGUGUUUAGUCUAAUGUGAUGCAGGUUAUUUUCAAGUGAAUUUUCUCCUGUUUGCACGGCAGAUCAGCAGCAAGAGGUCCAGUAGCUUCAGAAGGGCCAUCAGUAGUGGUCAACGUGCUCUCCCGCGGGAUGUCCUGCUUGACCAGGCCGGACUGGGAGUCUACAAGAGAUUUGUACGUUAUGUGGCCUAUGAGAUUCUACCUGGUGAGAUGGAGAGACGUUGGUACUUUUACCAACACCGACCAUGCCCUCCACCUAUCUUCAUGGCAGCGGUGACUCUGACACAGGCAAGGAAUCUCCUCUACUCUCAUGCCAGAAGUACUCAAUGUAUAUCUUUAUUAAUCCACUAACAGAGGUCUAUUUCAGUAUCUUAUAACAUUGAAGAUCUGACCAAACGAUGUUCCACCUACAAGUCUAGGAUACACUGAAACACACAUCAAUCAUAGAGCAGUAGGAGCUCUGGAACAGUACAGUCAAAAUAGUUUUUUAGAUUAUUACUGUGUAAAUAAAUGUUUUUACUUGACCAACUUCUUACACUAGGUUAUUACCAGAAUCUAUUUCUUGCCACUGUGAGUGGAAGCCACCCCAGCCUUGACGAUAAUAAGUAAUCGUUUUAACAAUUGCUACAAAUUGCUAACCUUAAGAUAGACCAUCUUUAAAGUAAAAAUGACUAGCAUGGCCGCCACACUCAUUUUUUUCCCACAAUGCAAAGUGGAACAUGCACAAUGCACAACAUGUGGCCAUAUCUGAAGCUUUGUGGGAGGCAGACAUUUAUUGGGAAGCACAAACAUCCAUAUGCACCAUAUGUUCAAAAACGUGUCUGAAGAGGACCUUCUCUUUCAAGCCAAUCGUAGAUAGCAAGAUAUCAUAUUCAAGCAGUUCCCAGAUAUGUAAAGUCCUGCAAUGGUCAGAUUGUCACAAAAUUGAAAAUCCCCUAAAUGUCUUCCAGUAGCCUCAGACCACGGAGACUAUGUGAUCUGUUUUAUCUUAACUGACAGAAAGGGGUUGCGACUCUUCCAUUCAAUGGUUUGUGUUAUCAAGAAUCAUAGGCUGAACAUUCGUAUAUUUUCAAUCAUUACGGAGCAGGUUUUAUGCUCAAACUGUGCCUUAUUCACUUCCUUAACAUGUGGAGGUAAUCACAAAACAGAAAAGUUUAUGAAUUGAAAGCUAGAUGGCAAAAUGUAAGCUCAAUUGCCAAGCUGUUACUAUAGCUAAAUUGGAGAUUUUUUCUCUCAAAUCAGUAAUUUUGGAAUACGUUUUACCUUUUAGUUUUAGAAUCACUACAUUUUACCAGCAGAGAGGGGCAUGUGGUUUUAGGAAGAGGGAAAUGUAUGGUAUUAGAAUGCAGAAGUUAAUGACCCAAUUUUAUCUCUUGCUAUAUAUGUCUGUCUCCAUUCUAGAUCAUCGUUUUCCUGUGUUAUGGGGUCAGAUUGAACAAAUGGGUCUUACAGACGUACCACCCUGAGUACAUGAAGAGCCCCCUCGUCUACCACCCUGGGCAUCGGGCACGAGCGUGGCGCUUUCUCACCUAUAUGUUCAUGCAUGUUGGGUAAGCCUGGAUUUUUAUGAAAAUAACAUUGUUUUGCCGCAUUGGAUAGAAAUGAGUGUUUCUGCAUGUGACAAGAGAAAUUGUCAGUUUAACAAAGUUCCUGGAUUGUACCCUCCCAGAGUUUUACUCACCUGCCUUGUGCACAAGAUGGAGAGGGUCUAGGAGAAGCAUUGCGGGCACAGGACGGCCAAUGCUAUGCAUGCGCCCUGCCUCCCAAUGCUUCUCUAUGAAAAGACUUUUAUUUAAAUCGCAGAAAUGUUCCUUAACACAGUACUUUCAGAGUGUUACUUUCAGUGGAUCAAACGUACCAUAGUCCUGUCUCGUUUAAUCUUUACCUUUUAAUGGUUUUAAAAAUAUGUUUACAGAAAAUCUACACAGUUUGUCUACUCUAGUGAUUAAUAUAAACUCGUUGAAGGUGAAAGGUACAAAGUGCCCGGUAGUAAUAAAUGCAAUUCCCUUUAAAAGUCUUUUAUCAGUCAGAGCUACCUUUCUUUUCCCUUAGCUGAAGAAUGUAACUCCAUUAUAUUACCCUCGUUAGUCAGAGAUAAUGAGGCCUAAUUACUUGGUUUUCAGCCUUUGUUACCAGUUCCUCAAUAUAAACUAUUUAUCACAGCUGUACUCCCCGGGGUUUGUGGCAAAUAACAGUCUAACCGUAUCUUAUUGCUUCCAUUUAUUGUAAUCAGAGUUUUGCAUAGACUCCAGUUUAAAACAAUAUUACAUUUUAUAUAACACUAUGGCUUUGACUGUUCUGUCCUUGUUUUGUUUCCACCAUUAGUCAUAUUGUUCUUGGUGGGACGUCCAAAAAUCUGACCUAAGCAGGGGUGUGGCUUAUGCCUGGGUGUGACUUUUGUGGUUUAGUUGGCGCUGAGGCAUUUGUGCAUAUUCAGUGAGUUUCAACUGAAUUUCCAGUAAUGGUGUUCUAUGUAAUUUUAUGUUUCGCACUCACCCAUGAAUAAUAACUACCGUCUGACAGCCUCUUAAAAAGGAACUGUCCAUUUUCUGUUGGCUAUGUGCUUUCAAGUACUCUUUAAGGCUUACAGUUAUCUGUAAGAUAUGAGAGAGUCUGUUAUGUUAGUUUAGGGAGUGGUUACUGGUUUAUUCUGUGUAUUACACAAUUAAAUAAUAAACCGUGUAUAAUCUUUACAGAUGUAGACAGACCAUUGGCCACAGUGACUGCAGACACUGUCCUUUGUUUCUUUUUCUUCCAGUGACUCCAUGUUAUCCUAAAACAUAACUCUGGGUCCUAAAGGGUGGGGCUAGAACCUCAAAGAAGCCUCCUCAUUGGUUGCUGGUUUUCUGUCAAUUUGAGUGCUUUAUUUGAUCCAUGGAAUAGAAAAUACUAGAAAAUCCUAGAAAAUUAUAGACUUUAUAAUUAAACCAAUUUUUCUCCAAGGCACAGGAAAUUUUGAAAUGACACAUUUUGAAAGGCUAUGUCUUUUCUUUAAAACCUAAAAGGUCAGGGGGUGUGUGUGGGGGGGUGAUAGCCUGACCUGCAAGCCGAGCAGCCGCAUGUUCACAGGGCUGCUAUUUCAGCAGAUUUCCCAACAAUAAUCACAAUUGCAAAGCUUGACCACACACCAAAUAGCUCUACCCAAACUGGGUAAUCUGACCCGAGUGAAUUUGUGAUCAAGAGCCUGAGAUAGCUUACCGCGGAUUGUGGAGAUGGGGAGAGGCGGACACUCUCCUAGUCCUGUCACUGGCGGUGCGGAUUCAUUGACAUCCUACCCCUCUCCCCCAGGGACUGGUGGGGGUGAAGCAGAUCUACUCCAGGGAGGCAACCCUGCUCCACAUGACACACGAGCAGAUACCGAUCGAGCGACAUACAUCCAUGGAGAAGCAGAAAAUGGCAGACGCCAUGUGCUCUCACACAUGCUGGGACCUCGAAGCCAGACUGGACAGCUUAUUCACUGCCUUCUGGAGAAAGCUGGAACUUAGGCAGCAACAGGUUUCCAAUACAAGAAGCGAGAGAACACUUACCUCACAAACUGCCUACACGAUCCCGUGGAAAACCCAUGGUGCUCAAAUUGCAGAGGGCUCGAAAAUGGUGGAUCACACGAUCCAGCUCAGGGCGCACUCAAGCUGCCCAUCGGAACUCUGCCAGGCAUCCCAGCAAGAGAAAGGCAGUAAACGCUACAACAAGAAACCUGCCACAACCCGACCUGGCCACCCCGAGGAGCCUGCCUCACCGCUCAUGCCAGAUUUCAGGGCCACACAGGAGAAGCUUGCAAACCUCCAUAACCUUGCCUCAUUUCCAAAUCAUGUAUGUGGGUCUCUACCUAGGUGGGCAACGGGGCAUAGCACGGAGACUCUCCUGGCAGGAAAGUGGAGUACCCCCUUCGAGGCAUUGGCUGACCUCAGGACGGAGCACAAGAACCACGGAACUCCAGCAAUACACCGUGUGCCAAGCUUAACAAUUGUUUAAUUACCCCAUUAGCAUGUUUCCUUUAAUUUGUUCUCACAGUGGGACUCAAGCCUGGUUUAGCUGGGGGGCCUCCAGGGAGGAAUUCCUAUCAAUCACAGUGCCUAUAGUAAUCAUCCCUUUACCACAACUGUCAACGCCUAACUAGACUGUCCUCAUGUUUAAAACUAGUAUUCAUGUCAUUACAUAAAAAAUGUGCAUUGUGUUUCCAUGUCAUGCCUUACUAAUUCAAUGUAUAUUAUUAAUAUAUUGUGUGUGUGUGUGUGUGUGUGUGUGUAAAUGCUGUUGUGGCAUUGCAAACACAUCUGUAACUGCUUUUUCUUUAUGAACGCAAAAAUAAAGAAUAUAAAACAAACAAAAAAAAACAACCUAAAAGGUCACAUCUCUAAAAUGUAAUAUUCGUUUAGCAGUCAGUAUGAUUUCCGUUGUCUCUUUGAGAGGAGGCAAAGCACAGCUCAGUUGUGGUGGAUUUUCGGAGCAUCUACAAAAUUCUUCUGAAGUUUUUAAAAUUGUUCACCCACAUAUUGCCCUGUGUGAUGCUUUCUGUAAAUUCUGGACUAAUUACCACCACAAUAUUUAAUGUUUGGCUGCAGAAGGAGUUCUGCUGCCAUCAUCACCCGAUUCUUCGAGUCUUUGCAUUCCCAUAUACCAAGCCUGCAACUUGUCCACCACAGCCUGAUUGCAAAGUGAAUUGUAGGGAGAACAUGCAUAUUUUGCGUCACAGAAACAUCUUACAUAACAAGAUAUGUGUUAUGUAAUAAGUAAGAUUUUAAAAAGUCACCCUUAGUUUUAUAACUAAAUGUUUUCAGUGUCAAAUACUUCCAAAUUUGUUGCCUCUCUCUGAUAAACUAAACUUUCAUUGGCUAUCUUAUACACAGAUACAGCUUACGUCAGCCAAUCAGAGCAACAUGUAGUGUAUAUUUAUGCCAGACCUAAUUUUUCAGAAAAAAAAUAAAUAUGCCCUUUUUGUGGUUCCUGACCCACCGCUGUUAUAUAACAUUCUAUGCCCAUAAUGUCUGUGCAAAUUCUAAAUUUAGCUCACUUUCAUUAUGUGCCGUAAGGAUAAAAAAAACCAGUCACGUUGUCCUCAGCAGAAAUAAAAUAUAAAUAAUGUAUAUUUAUUAAAGCAGGUUUUUUUUCAUUCAUGUCUUACGGACCUAGCCCCCCUCACCCCCCCACCACCACCAUUUUCCCAGAAUCCUUCACUGAAUUACUAUUGUCCUCUUCCCUGAAGUGACCAAGGCCAGGUAGCCUGUUGCUAUGGGAACCAAAAUAAAUGGCUGUAUGGCAACUUAUUUAAAGGUCUCUCUCCACCGCGUUUGCCUUAAAUUAUUCACGCCUUUGUUAUAGUAAUAUUAUUCGCAACAGAACAAAUUUAAGUGAUGGUUCUCAUUUAAAAAAAUAUAUGUUUUAUGCAACGACAUCAGUUCAAAGACUCCAAUAUCAUAAAAUGUUUCUUGCAGAAAUGUAUCAUUGCUGAGAAUCCCCCCUAUCUUGUGCCCUUUCAAGCUAAUAGGUAGACUCAAGGGAGAAGCAGGGUUAAUCCUGAAUACACGGCCAAUAGUAAUCAAUGUUUGUGUUAAUAAUUACUGCGUAAAUAUACGGACUAGUUUAACGUAUGACCCUCCUUUUUUUCAAGCUAUCGAAAGCUCUGUCAGAAUUAACCAAUUUUCGAUGCCCAAUCCUUGCUCAUUUUUUAUCACAAUUCCCUAAGUAUAACAAAUCACGGAGUACAACUUGAUUAUAUUGACUGCUGGCUUCAGCCACGAAUCAAGUUAAUACACAACAGUGGAAUGAAACUACAAGUAACACAGGCCCAUGAGGUUAUACGCACUCUAUAUUUACACAUAGAAAAGGAAUCAUAUUAGAAAAAAUGAAAAGGAAUCAUAUUAGAAAAAAACACAAAAUAUACACAGAUUUAAGAAAGACAAUUUAUGAAAGUAAAAUCAGUAUCAAACCAAUACACUGAGUUGUGUGUGUCAACGCGUUGUUUGUACUUUGUACGGUUUGUGAUUGGUUGGUCAAGCUUCUAAAAUUUAGUUUUUUGGAUGAGUGGCAUAUUAUGAGUACAAUUUCACGGUUUAAUCUACAGUAGGUGUUAGUAUGAAUCUUUAUAUAUUUUAGGGCUGCAGUGUAAUUCUAUAUAUAUUUUAUUAACCAUCAAUAUAUAUGUCUGCUCAUGGGAGUAUUUUUACUCUGAAUUUGAGACCUAUCAUCCCUGGGUUUUGUAUAUGGUGUGUGCCUUCUGGAAGUUGGAGACGGCUGGGAAUUUUUGCCCCUAUUAGCAAAACCCCUACGCCAUCUUGUCGCUAGUGAUGACAACAGUGACAUGCCUCCUGUAGGUCACGCCCCCUCACGUUCUUCCACAUUACUCAGUGAUGGGAGGGAUGCUACAUACCAGGUUAUAGACUCCCAAAGGCAGGAGUUUACUAAAUUAAAUAAACUAAGUUUCGACAAAAAUAUAUUUUUUACGACCAAAAAUGAGUGGUACACCUGUGGCAGGUCUCUAAACAAAUCAGAAUGAUGGGUUGUCUGGCAAUAGUCUAGCAAAACAGUUUUACUAUUUAACAGAGUAUUUAAUAGUAAUAAAAAAUGCUUAUUUUGAAGGUCUGACUGUGUGCCAAAAUGGAUCUAUAGAUAUAUAUUUUUCAACUUAAAAAAAAAAAGAAUGGACAAUCUGGGCUCUCAGCCAGUAAAAUGGGUUUAUUUUUGUGCUCUGCCACAUGGCCAAGAGUAAUUUUGUAACGCUUAGAAAACCCAUCAGACUAAAAAGGGUUUAAUCAGCAUGUUCUGGGGGAGCGCAACCUUUUGUCUUACAAAAAGGAAUUCAGGCAGAGAAUUAUAAUUCAAAGUAAUUGGUGGGUCGAGUUUAGACACCAUUGAUUUAGCAGUCCUGGAUUUGUGUCUAUAGAUAGAUAGAUAUCACAGUAUAAAAUGAAUGCAUAGUUAUCAUAAUAACAUUCGUCUCACUAAUAAUGUAUAUAUGGCGAAGGGUAUGAUCUAACAGUGUUUCCCAAUCCAGUCCUCGUGGACCACCAACAGUCCAGGAUUUAUGUAUUUCCCUGUUUUAUUCCAAUGGAGGUACUGACAAAACCUGGACUUUUGGUGGUCCAUGAGGACUGGGUUGGGGAACACUGAUAUUCCAACACACAGAAGUUGAACAUAUUGCAUAUCUUUAGAUUGGCUGGUCUUAACACAGUGUCUAGAAUAGUCGAAAAUAGCAUAGUCUGGAAACUAGCCAAGGGCAGGGGAUCCAGAGAUACAUACGAAUGCAAUGCCAGGCCACAUCUAGGAGUACAGAGAUCAGGAGAGCCAAGCAAGCCGGGUCAUUAUACCAGAGAACACAAUGAACAAAAAAUGCAAUGUUGGAAAUCACUAAUGAGACCACAACAGGGCAAUGACGCAGAGCUAGUUCUGGCAUCAAUAGCCAGGCCUGCAUCAUUCCUGGACACCCAGAGCGUACAUGUGCAUUGAUGCCAGAAUGACUCAGGGUUGGUUGCGUCCAAAAUUUAACACUUGAGCGUCUUAUUAUAAAAUGAGGCAGGGAAGCAGCUUUCUGCAUAUCUAAUGGUUUAAAUUAUACACCCCAACAUAGACGUCCCCUGGAUCAGGACGACGGCAGGUGAGGAUAAAAAUCGGUGGGCACAUGACGUAAGUGGGGACACCAGGGAACAAACCAAGGACAGCCGGACAGGACCCUAAAAUUGUGCCUGCCCCGGUGAAAUUGGGACAUUAGGGGAGUCUGGUAAAUAUAAGGGGUCAUUUCGACCCCUUCAUUGUUUUUCUUUAACAAUGUGUCUGUGCACAGUGACAGGGUUAUUUAGCAAAGUGAGUAUUCAAAGUGAAUUCUAAUUUAAGGCCAGAGUAGCGGAAGGGAAAGCAGAGCUUACUUGGAGAAUUUUUCAAGGACAGCUACUCUGACCUUAAACUUAAAAUUCAGUUUCAAUUCACUUUGAACCCUUACUUUGGUAAAUAAAUGUAUGUCCAAUGAAAUAAAUAUAUGAGAGUAUUGUAAAAGAACUAAAAGUAUAUGUUUCAACUUUUGAAGUUCUAGACUAAAAACCAGGCAUGUAUCUUAUAACGGCUCUAUGGAGACAAUCUGUUUUGUCAGGGAGCAUCUCAUACAAAUUCUCUCUUUAGAAGUAUCUUCUUUAUGUGUUUUUGUAGACGGUUAAUUCUUAAUCUUCAAUGCACAUUCAUUUACAUAGGUAACACGUGUCUUUAGAUAUAGAUGAACAAUGAGCUAGAAGUAAUGAAUAAACAUUGUUCUUGUAUCAGAUACAAAUAAAUCAGAAUAAUAAUUACUGUAAUCUAGCUGUCGGCAAAAGUCAGAUGUAUUUAGUCAUUGCACGGGAUGCUUGACUCACUCAUCACUUGGAGUAAACAUGUUUGGCGAUAGUGAACUGAACUUCCAAUCUUAGUUCAGGACAAUGGACAGCAUUCAUCUGCAUCCCACCAUGACGUACUGUAGGGUCCUGACCAUAUUCUAAGUAGGAUUUUCUAACAUGCCAGUUCCUUUUGGUUCAUGAAACAACAUUUCACGUUAUAGUUUGUAUCUGAAGAAUAAAAAAGACACAAAGCCAGAAUGUUUCAUUUCCAAGAUCCAUUUUAUUUAUGAAGUUAAACAAUGGAGCCGCAUGUCACUUUGCGCAGAACCUGAUGUCACUGUUUUCUCUCUAUUCUUAUUUUGUUUCGAUUGUUUCAAUGUUUUUGUCUCUGGUAGAUUGGAGCAACUGGGGUUUAAUACCCUCCUACAGCUAAUGAUUGGGGUACCCCUGGAGAUGGUUCACGGGGUGCUAAGAAUCAGCUCUUUGUAUCUGGCUGGGGUGCUGGCAGGUAAAUAAAUAACGCUGUAAAUGUAAUUCGCUUUUUGUACAGAUUUUUGGUAAAAGUAAAUACAAGAUUUAGGCUAAUCCAAGAAAAAAAAAUGAAUCCUUAAAUAUAUAUUGCUUUACUGUAUCAUGUGAUAUAUUUUCUCCUACUUUUUGUUGAGAGUAGACUUGUGCACGAUUGGCAUCAUGUGGGUUUGGGUUAUAAGGAGAAAUUUGGGGCAAUGUUCUAAAAGUGGAGCAAUGAUGUGAAAUAUUCCAUUGGUUUCCAUGGAGACUGUUCAACUUGUAGAACACUAAGCAAGAAUUCUUCUUCUUAUAAGACUCCACAGGUCAAUCCCAGUAGGAUUGAUUUGUUUGGGUGUAAAGGAAAUUUGAUUUGUUCGACACUGCUGAAACUUAUUUGUAUAAAUGUCUUUUUGGGAGUGGAGAAUAAUCACACACAAAACACAACCUAGCAGGAAUCUUAGCUGAUCUACUCCUAAUCAAGAGCCUGCAGAGUGUAUUUGCCUAUUGAUCAAAUAAUAGCUGUGAUUUGCCAGCCCCCUCACUGAUCCUGCUGGGGGGAUCUGAACAGAGAACAUGUUACAGCCUACACAGUCUUCAUAACCAUAAUUGACCAUACAUAAUAUACACUGAACAAAAUUAGAAACGCAACACUUUUGUUUUUGCCCCCAUUUUUCAUGAGCUGAACUCAAAGAUCUAAGACUUUUUCUAUGGACACAAGAAGCCUAUUUCUCUCAAAUCUGUCUAAAUCUGUGUUAGUGUGCACUUCUCCUGUGCCGAGAUAAUCCAUCCACCUCACAGGUGUGGCAUAUCAAGAUGCUGAUUAGACAGCAUGAUUAUUUCACAGCUGUGCCUUAGGCUGGCCACAUUAAAAGGCCAGCCUAAGCAUGUUGAUAUGCCACACCUGUGAGGUGGAUGGAUUAUCUCGGCAAAGGAGAAGUGCUCACUAACACAGAUUUAGACAAAUUUGAGAGAAAUCGGCUUCUUGUGUCCAUAGAAAAAGUCUUAGAUGUUUGAGUUCAGCUCAUUGAAAAUGGGGGCAAAAACAAAAGAGUUGCAUCAAUUUUGUUCAGUGUAUAUGACCCGUAACAUAGCGGUUAGUAUAGAGAUAUCACUCUCCCUUACAACUGAUUUACAGGUCCUUUCGUCUGGUUUGCACUCUCUUAGGACAAUGAGAAUGGGAAGAAUUCUGGCUCAAUGUUCUAAAACGUAAACAGUCCCCAUGGAAACUGAUAGAAUGUUCUUUGUCAUUGCCCCAGAAUUUCUCCUUAUAACCUAAACCCACUCGAUGCUAAUUGAUACCAUUUCUAGCGCCCAUACAAAUACUCCAUAGAUACCGUUAAACAGGAAUCUUGUUUUCUAGAAAGAAAUAGAAGGUAAUAAUUAAUUUUAAUCAUAAAACGUUAAUUUUGUUAUUUUUAAAAACAAUUGUAUUGCUCUAUUUUCUCCCAGGAUCCCUUGCAGUUUCUGUCACAGAUAUGAGAGCUCCUUUGGUGGGUGGCUCGGGUGGAGUGUAUGCCCUCUGUUCUGCCCAUCUUGCCAAUGUUGUUAUGGUAAGUAUGGAGGUCAUUGGCAGGAAGGUUACAGUUAAUCCUGUCCGGACAGUUGGUUUUAGUAAGUAGUGCCUCAAAUGCACUUUACACGCUGACAUUUUAGUGAUGCCCAAUGGGCACUGAGUAUAGUUUAAUAUAAUUUGACUUAAAAUAAAUUACAUUUAUUUUUUAGGUUCAAACAGCAUUGUAUACAUUUUAUAUCAGGAUCUACAAAUGUAUAUCAUGAUAUUAUUGUGGAUGCGCAUUAAGGGUAUACACCAAGGCUUGUUGCAAAGUCAGAAGCUUCCUUUUCCCCCCAAACCUCUCCAAUGACAUUCUUCUCUAUUGUUCUCACAGAACUGGGCCGGCAUGCGCUGUCCGUACAAGGUUCUCCGAAUGAUCCUUGCACUCGUCUGCAGUAAGUACAAAACCACAGAAAAGGACUCUGGGUAAUACCAGCAGCCAUUUUGUAUCAGCACUCCAUAUUCUUUACACACUGUCAGAGCUAAUCGAUUUAUUAACAUGCAGUAUUCCCCAGUGCAUGUGAUUCACAGUAUCAUACUUCCCUGUAGGGUAUACUGUUGGAUUUAUUCACUAAAUCCCAGUAAUAUGAGUGAGCUUGUUGUGGCGAAACCAACCUCGCCACGAAGCAUUGGAGAAGCCUGGUUGCUUGCCUGUUGCCCUUGGACUAUGGCCCCAUGUUAAAAAGCCUUCUUUUUCCCUGCAGAAAAGGCUUGUUUGUGUCUUUCUGCCCGGCGUUCGGUAGAUUCAUUCUACCGAACCAACAACCGAAUGACUGGACCACCUGUAUUGGGAGUGUGUCGGUAAUUUACAUCCCAGAAGCUGCGGUUAACCGCAGCUUAAUUGCCGAAUGCUGGGUGGCCUUUGUUCGUUUGCUGAACACGUGGCGGCGACCAUUUUAAAGUCCCGAACGGCCAGCGGUGUUCAGCGCCCAAACUAUGGAACUGGAAAUGGACACUUAUUUGCGCAAACACCGCUGAGCCGUCAGCCUCCUUGCGUCUGCAUUCGGUCAUUUAACUGGAUGCCUUUUCAUUCGGUAGUUUAACCGUAUGAACAGCAUUACCCCAGAUAGCCAUGCCACGGAGCCUAUUCGUGUAACAAAAGACUAUGGGAAAGACUUUGGCUCCAUGGUGAUUGAACUGUAUGUAUGUGAUCUGAGCGCCAUCCGGUAAUAAUGUGCACUCUGGGGAUAGGUAGAAUGUAUAUGUUUUGUGCAACAGUUGUAACUUUAUAAAUUUUUAUGUCUUUUACUCUCUUUUACUGCCAUGUGGUUAAUGUAGUAUUGACUCUGUCCUGGGAGAUAAUUGGAUUACUUCCCAAUUAUCUCCAGGACAGAGGGAGGGAAAUUAGGAUGCAUUGUGGGGAUGUUUUACCUCUCUGUGUCUGUCAUUGGUUCAUGUCUGUCCUUUGUCACAGUCUCCCAUUUGGUCCCCUAGGGCAGUGUCCACCAGGCGGGAGACCUGCAUACAUACUGGGCAGGUAGCCCUCAAUAAACCAGACCACUGCUUGACCCUCAACACGGAGCUCUGUCUCGUCUUUGGUGAGAUCUACUUUAUGCUGUUAGAGACUGAUUGCCAGGAGUGUAAGCCACUUGGGUGCUUUUCCUGUUCGUCUGCUAGCAGCUAUUCAUGAGGUUCCAGUUUGGGAGUUUGGAGCAUUCCCUUGUAUUCCGUUCGAGAGUUUGGUGUCCUGCAGUAGCUGUGCCUAUAUCUCUGGAAGUGAAAAUCUACUAAACGGCGGUUUAACCCUUUUAUGCCUGGGGGUGCCGUUACACUUGUCAUCUACGACCUACAAAUAGGAGACUUUCUUUUAUAUGGGGAGCCAUAUAGAUUAUCCAUAGUUGUGGACAUAAAUGAUAUGGCGUUAGAGCAUAUUAAAUGCCCUUGAAGUCUUGCUAGCUUGUCCAUACAGUAUGUAAGUGUAACGGACCGUUCUGCACACAAGAGGUUAAACCCGUUUAGGCGAUAUUCCCCUUUCCAGAUGCACGGACAGCUACUGCAAGCACCAAUCUUCUGAGCUGCAAACUACACGAAUCCUCCAACUCCCGAAACGGAAACACACGCAUACUGGAAACAGCCGAACAGGAAAAGCAUACAAUCAGCUUACACUCCUGGCAAUCAGCAUACAAUCCAAUUCCCCCCAAGAACGAGACGGCACUCCAAAUUGAGGGUGAAGUAGAACUGGUUGACUGGGGCUACCUGCCCGGCUUUUAUGCAGGUCUCCCAUCUGGUGGACACUCCCCUAAGGGAACCAGAUGGGAGACUGGGAUACAAAAGGUAAAAGGAACAAUCCCACAAUGCAUCACAAUCCCUCCUCUCUGGCCUGGAGAUAAUUGGGAAGUAAUUCAAUUAUCUCCAAGGACAGAGGCAAAACUCCAUUACACACAUUUUCAGUAAAAAGACAUAAAAUUACAUACCUUUAUCACAUAAAACACACACAUUCUACAUAUCCCCAGAUAGCUUAGAUCUGAGCGCACAUUAUUACCGAAUGGCGCUCAGAUCACAUACAUACAGUUCAAUCGCCAUGGAGCCAAAGUCUUUUCCAUAGUCUUUCGUUACACAAAUAGGCUCCAUGGCAUAGCUAUCUGGGGUGAUGCUGUUCAUACGUUCAAACUACCGAAUGAACAGUCAUUCGGUUCCACUACUGAAUGCAAAGGUAAGGAGGCUGGCAACUCAGCGGUGUUCGCGCAAAUAAGUGUCCGUUUCCAGUUCCAUAGUUUGGGCGCUGAACACCGCUGGCCGUUCGGGAGUUAAAAUGGCCACUGCCACGUGUUCGGCAGACGAACAAAGGCCACCAGCGUUCGUCAAUUAAGCUGCGGUUAACCGCAGCUUCUGGGCGGUCAAUUGACGGCACACUCCAGUUCCCAGGUGGUCGAUCGUUCAGUACUUUGUUCGGUAGAUUGAAUCUACUGAACACCCCGGCAGAAAGGUAUGAAUACGCCUUUCUGCAGGGAAAAUAAAAGGUUUUAAAUGCUGGGCCAUAGUCUAAAGGGAGCAGGCGAGCAACUAGGCUUCUCCAGUGGACAGUGGCGAAGGCUGGUUCCGUCACAGUAAGCUUCUAUUUACUUUGUUUAUAUAAUAUCUCCACACAGAUUUGUAUAUUACCAUGUGUUUUUCCACUCUCUCUUACUAGUGAGCUCCGAGGUAGGACGGGCAGUCUGGCUUCGUUUCUCUCCACCGUUACCAGCUGCUGGUCCCCAACCCAGUUUCAUGGCCCACUUAGCGGGUGCCGCUGUUGGGGUCAGCAUGGGUUUGACGAUCCUGCGUAGUUACGAAGAGAACCUUCAGGACCAGUGUGGUUGGUGGGUCAUCCUCUUGUGCUACGCUACCUUCCUUGCCUUUGCUAUCUUCUGGAAUGUAUUCGCUUAUGACCUUCUUGGUGUGCAGAUCCCGCAUCCCCCCUGACCUUUGAACCCUGUAUGUGUCAUGCCCUCGAGAUUCCUUCGGUGCUGAACUGCCUGCCGAUAUUCUUUAACUGCCAGAGGUGACCGGCAGGAGUUGCUUUGUAAUUGCUAGUCUCUGACAGCAAAAGGAUUAACGAGACGACACUGGACCCAGGAUUUGGGGGUAGUGGAUUGGCGCAACACUUAGUUUCCCAAUUUGAGUCCCACCCAGUAAGGCAGAAUGAUGUAACGCUCUUUGCUAUGUAUAUAUGUGGUCAGGUGAUUUUAUAUGCUGUUACUGCUCUAAGUUAUAAACCCCUUGGCACUGAGAGUUUCAGGAAUUAAUGGGUUAUUACUACAAAAUAUUACCCUAACCAGAGAGUCAAAUGCAUUUUCCCCCUCUAUCCAAACCACAGUUCGUUCAGCAGAUAUAUGUACCGCUCCAUCUAAAUGGAACUUCUGGGGUGUAAACAGUUACAAGAGGAAGCCUUUCUUAACUGUUUGCAUUCUGGUCUGUUCCACUUAGACCGAACACUCCAGAACUGCUUAGGAAAGGGAAAAUGAGCAUGUCAUUAAAAAAAUAAAAUAAUUUAAAACGCGGGUUUCCUUGAGUGCAGAACUUUACCUCAUUUAGGCUCACGCUAGUGCCACCCGAUACCCGCAACCAAAGCUAAUUUUUUUUUUUUUUUAUAAAUACCUGGCUCUGGUGUGUGAAAAGCCUUGAAAAAUGUGGGGUGUCUGAAUGUAUGUACUGCACCAGAUAAGAUCCCCAAAUUUCUGCACAUCAAUCUCCACUUCCACUAGUAAUUAACAUCUUAGACAAACCAUUGUGGAAAUCUUUUGUAGUAAGCCCAAUACCUAGCAUAUAAAUAAGGCUUUCAGGCAUGAAUUGUGUAGUGCACAUUGCAGAUAAUGUUAAGAUCCAUGUAGACACAUAAACAAUGAUGUGUCUACACAGACAGGACAGUCUAUAAUAUCUCCCUAUUUCCAUGCUAAUUUAAUGAUGAACUAGCACUUUAAUCGCUAAUCUCAAAUGGACAUAAAACAGCCACACUUUACAAACAUGCAUCAUUUUAUUUCUGAAGUGCUGGCUUAGCGGUACCUAGAAUGGCGCGAACCCCGCCGCACCACAAACAUAUUGAAUGUGGCUGGUUUUUUUUUUUGAAGAAAAAUCUAUAUAUUUGAUGAUCUCCCAUACUAAAAUGCUUUCAAAUUUUAUUGAUAUAUAAAGAAUUAUUUGUAAUAUUCUAUAUGUAUGUACGACUAGAGUAUAAAUCAACAGGCUGCUAUUAAAACAUACCCUAAAAUACAAGCAGUUUAACGGUCUCUAAGAGGGAGGGGGGAUGUAGGAUAUAUCCGCACCGUGCUGUUAAUGUUAAAGAUUGUUUUAUAUCCGUGUCUGCAGAGGGUGGUAGUCAUGAAAGGUGGAUUUAAACCGUUUUAAUUCGCCUGUAUUAUUUAGUGAUGUCUAUACUUUUUCUGUUUUCUCUUUUACAAUUCACAUGGAUUUGAGAAACAAUACCAAAUUUUGCAAUCCAAUAUUUGCAUUCCAUUUAUAGGCAACAUGGCAGCUAUGAACAACAUUUUUUAACUUCGUUUAAAAUUUAUUUGGGUGGAAAAGCCUCAUAACCCUUUGUUCUGUUCACCCAAGACUUAUAACAGGGAAAUGCUACAUUUUAAGGACUACUCCCCUCCCUGAUUCAUUUGAUCUAUUUAGAGGUUUUACAACCUAUUCUGGAGCAAAUAAUGGUUUAAAAAUGACGAACGUACCCUAAAAUGAAAUGUUAAAUAGUUAGCAUGUCAUUUAGAACUACCGUUUAGAAGCCUUGAUAUAUAUUUGUCAGUGGAGUAUUCAAUCGUACAAUGUACUAAGAGAUGAAACAUGGAGUUUAAGAUGCAUGGAAUUUUUUUCACGUAUGUAAAAUUCAAACUUGCGGUUUCCAUACUAGUGAAACAGGACGAUAAUGUUACUUCCUGGAGGUAUAAAUAGCGCAAUGAUAACCCUAGAACAGAGAAAAGAUGGAGGUUCCCAGUGGAAUAUCUCCCAUGAUGUUUAAAAUCUGGUUCCAUUUAGGUAAGUUAAUAAAACACUUUCCCUGAUGGAACCCAGAUUCUAUUCCAUUAGAACCCAUAAGCUUAUUCACCAAACUCCAAAUUGCAUCAAAUUCAAACCUGAAAUUGCCAGAUUUUGGGUAAAACAGCCGAGCUGUGAAUACAACAGAAUUGGAACUUUUUUCCAGAAUUCUAUUUCUGCCUCAGUCUAACUGGCGACCAUUUAGAAUUUAGUGAAUUCACUUGUAAACCGUGGGGAAUACAAAUGUGAAUUUCUGUAUUUAGGUCAAAGUAGGUAACCUGGAAACAUUGGCCAAUUAUCCUGUAUUUGUGGUUUGGCUUAAAUGUUUCACUGCAGUUUACUUGGGUUAAUUCACCAAAAUUUGUAGUAAAUUAAAAAACAGAGUUGUAUAAUUCAGAGUAAAAUAGCAGUGAAAUCACCCAUAUUUGCAACAUGCUAUAUAGUGAAUAAACCACUGCUGAGUAAAUCAUUUUAUUUGAUAGGUACAAACACCCUUUUUUAAACCAUUAAACUCAAACAGAUAUUAAAAUCUCUACAGGGUCAAAAUGAUGUUCUACUCCCCACAUACUUUUGUUGCAGACAAAUUCACUAAAUGGGGAAUCCCCAAUCAUGGCUUUAAAUGGGACACUACAAAUUCCCAAAACACUUUAGCUUGCUGGAUUGUUAUGUGUGCAGAGUGUGUCCUCUUUAAAAACAAAACAAAAAAAAAACCUGCAGAUUUCACGAUAAUUUAACCUCCUUGCUGUUAGAUAACCACUUCUGUAAGCUGCCUGGUUGUAUAGCUCAGGGCAAUUGCACAGAGCACCUGUAUUGCAAAGACUUCUCGUCAUGCACUGUGAAGUCUGUGAUUGGACAGCCACAAAAGUUGUGGGCGGUGUUAGAAUGGGACGGCUUGCAGAGGAGAACUGCAGGUUAUGUUAGCGGCUUUUAGAUGUACCCCCCGCCCCCAAAAAUGCAUAAUUUAAUACAUGCAUGUUUUAUUAACUAUAUCUACUAAACAGUGAUUUUUAUUUUCAUUUGGACAGUCCCUUUAACAUCUUUGCUUAUUAUAAUAAUUCUUUAGGGUACAGUUCUGCUGAAAACACACAAACAUUUUGAUGUGCCAAACGUAACUUACAAAAAGCAAAUAAAACCAGGAAGAAAGGGGCGGGAGGGGUGUCUAAUGUGAAAGAACACCCCAUUUAUAAAAAAAAAAAAAAAAGACAUCCUGAAUUAGUGUGAAUGAUCCGUUAUUCAAAUUUUAGGCUAAAAACAGCAGAAUUUGAAAAAUGAUCCAACUUGCACCUCGAGCUAACUUUUUUUUGGGAUAAAAUUAUUUAUCGAUCAGAAUGCCCAUAGGCUUUAAUAGUGAUUUCUGUAGAUAAAUCAUUUGGAAAGUUUUUGAAAUUGAAUAAUUUCUGAUGCAGAUUCAAACAAAUUAAAAUCUAUGCCAGACUGAUCAUUUGAGAAAAAAUAUAUAUUAAACCGAGGCCUUCAUUAUUUUUACAGGUUGGCUGUUUUAACCUAAAUUGUGAAAUUCCCUUUAAAUUCACACUUUAGCGAACAACCCUGUAAAUGGGUUUUCUGUAAAAAAAAAAAAAAGAGAAGUUAUUGAGUGUUUGUAACCUCAUGUAAGAGAAACGUUACAGAAACAAUAUUUAUUCUUGCUUAAAACAAUGUCUUGGCGGUUAACAAGACAUAAAUAAAUACGAAUUUGAAAAAAUGUGAACGUGCAGUACAUGCCUCAAAAGUGCCAAAUAGCUGGAGGUAAACAAAACACAGAUGCAACCUCAAAACCACAUGUACAAUAAUCGAAACAAUCUGUGGAAAUAUUUAUUUUCUAUAAAUAUUAUUAAGUGAUGGGGUGUAAAACUCGUUAUUUUUAUUACCUGUUGAUUUUGCAGCGGGAGGGGUGGAUGGGACAAACAGUUGCUUAAAUAAAAACAUGAAUGAAGUAAAAAAAGAAAAAAAAAAUCAACAUGCUGUUCAAAAGAAAAUGUGGCGUUUUAUUCUUUG
Messenger RNA from Pelobates cultripes (western spadefoot toad), 26988 nucleotides. Lineage: Eukaryota; Metazoa; Chordata; Amphibia; Anura; Pelobatidae. The record is from the annotation of a GenBank genome assembly.